UUGCUUUUUCAGUUGGAACUGAUCCGUUGUUACAAGUGAAGCAUUUUGUUUGCCUGAAGUUGUGAGAUGAGACUUUCCUGAGAUUUGGGGACAGUAGAUAGCAAAUAUUUGAAGGGUCCACAGAUAGGGUGAUCCUCCCCUGGGAGUUUUUACUGGGAAACAUCUAAAGUGUUACCGAAGGUAAACACUCAUUUGCUUUAAUGAUUCAGUCGUUCUGCGGUUUUGAGGCUAAGCUAGGCUUGCCUCUAACCCUUGUUUCCCCCACUGCAAAAAGCAAACACCGGCACCUCUUUUAACUGAACACUUCAGUGUUUGCCCCGUGUGCUGAAUUAGUAUAGCGUAGUUAUAUCAUGAAAUCCAUUGGCACCGUUAAAAUUUUGGCUAAAUGGUCAUCAUUUAUAAAGCCAUGAGUGUGCACAGGUUGUCUGUGCAGGAAACUAUGAUUAUUGUUCUCUUUUUGCAAGUUUUUCAUAUAAUUACAUCAUUUAAAAACGUGUCGGGUUCUCUGUACUAUCCACUGAUUCAGCCCUAAAUUCUUAGCCAGUUGUCUAAUUCUUUCUACAAAGUCAGAUCAUCGUAUCUUUUGUAAGUUUUCCUGAAAUCUCUUCUAGAGACCCUUUACAUGCUUAAAUGAGGAUUGUGUUUCCCUGUGCCUGGGGCACACCUGACAUUUUUAGGCCUGUCCUCACCCUCAUCCCCAGAAAUCCCUUUACCUGAGUCCUGCGGUUGGUAGCUUCCUCUUUUUGGCGUUACUCACUUCUCUCAGUGUAGUGCAUUCUCCAGUGGUUUCCUGAAAGAAUUUUUAAAGAUCUUACAUGUUUCAUAAUUCCAUCAAAGGAUCCUUUAUGUCUGACAUCAUGUUUUUAUUUCUUUCAUUUCCACUUCAUUUGUUUUUGCUCAUGUGUUUAUGCAUGUUGUUUACCUUUUCCAUUAGAUCCUUAAACAUACUAAUCAUAGUUAUCUACAAGUCUGGUACCUGGAUCAUCUAAGUUUGGGUUUGUUUUCUGUUUUGUCUUUUUUAUUUCUGCCCAGGGCUAGGCACUCCUCUUUUUUAGGCCUUUAGGUGUGUUGAGCCCCUCUAGUGUGUAGUUGAGUUGGAUUUAGCUUUUGUUGCUAUAUUUGCUGUAAGUGCACUCUAAUCUUCAAAUUCUUCCCCGAUGGAUUGUGGCAGUCUUCUGCUUAUGUGAAGCAUAGAGUACUUAAAGGGUUUCUCCAGCCUGGGAGGCCUACGCCACAGAUGGAGGGCUUUGUCCCUCUCUCAGGGGUUGACUGCUGAUGCCUGUUACUUGGUUUGAGUUAGGGGCAUGGACUUUUUAUUCUUCUGUUCCACCUCAUCUCAGGUCCCAUGUGUCUGAACCUCACGGUUUGCUUUUUUUGUUGUCUCUGCUCCCUCUCCCAUGGCAAGUAACCUCUGCCUCCCACUUCGGGAAGUGUUUAGAGUUUUUUUGCUCUCUUCCUGUGGCAGCUACUUUCAGCAUGUGUCUGUAGUAGGUCUAGGCACUAGUGUCCUGUAUAAUUUUGUUUUCUCCAUUUUUCUUUUUUUUUCCAAUUUGUUUUGGUCUCGAUCUUUUGUAUAGAAGUUUCCCCCAGAUGACUUAUGAUCUUUAGAUACCUGUUUGUAUUUUAAAAUGAGGAAUUCAAAUUGGGUUUAAAGCUCUUAGCCUGUGAGUGGUGCUUGUUGACUGUGAAUUCACCAUAAGCUAAUCUCUGAUGUAUUUUCAGGUCUUUUCUCUUGGGUUGGCCAGAUUCUACAGAGAUCAUCUUCCAGUUUUCUGCUGUGUAGUGAACUGGCCAGCAUUCCGGGACCUGAGGGGACAGGUGGAGGAGAGUCUCAGCACUGAGGGUCCAAGUCUGUUUUGGUGGUCUGAGAAGAAAAAAGAUGAGCUUCUAAAGUUUUGGGAAAAUUAUAUUUUAAUUAUGGAAACUUUAGAAGGAAAUCAGAUACAUGUUAUAAAGCCGGUCUUACCAAAGCUCAACAAUCUGUUUCAAUAUGCAGUGUCACAGGAAAAUGGAUGUUGGAUCUUUCACCCAACCUGGCACUUGUGUAUUUACAAAAGAAUGUUUGAAAGUGAAAAUAAAAUCCUGACCAGAGAAGGUGUUAACCAUUUUCUGGAGCUGUAUGAAGCAAAAGUUCUUCCAUUUUCAACAGAAUUUUCUGAGUUUAUCGUUGGACCAUUAAUGGAUGCACUUUCAGAGAGCUCUCUGUAUAGCAGGUCCCCAGGCCAGCUGAUAGGAAGUGGUUCUCCAUUGGGACUGAAAUUACAGAAGUUUUUAGUCACUUAUAUUUCUCUUCUUCCAGAAGGAAUAAAGAGUAGUUUUUUGUUAAAGUUUGUUCAGAAGAUGACGAGGAGACAUUGGUGUGCUGUUCCCAUUUUGUUUCUAUCUAAGGCUUUGGCAAAUGUCCCAAGAUAUAAGGCCCUGGGUAUGGAAGGACUUCUUGCUCUUAGGGAUGUUAUUCACUGUACUAUGAUCACACAUCAGAUUCUACUGAGAGGAGCAGCUCAAUGCUAUCUUCUUCAAGCCGCUAUGAAUUUGCUGGAUGUGGAGAAAGUAUCACUUUCUGAUGUCUCAACUUUUCUCAUGUCUCUAAAACAAGAGGAGUCUUUAGGACGAGGAACUUCAUUGUGGACAGAGCUCUGUGACUGGUUGCGUGUUAAUGAGAACUAUUUCAAGAAGUCCCCAACUUGUAACUCCAGUGGACUUCAUGAGACAUCUUUAAAUGCUUAUGUGAAGAACCUUGUUCAAGAAUAUGUUAAGUCACCUGCUUGGGAUGCAAGAGAAAACUGCUUUAUGCCUGACUGGUUUGAAGCCAAGCUUGUUGCUGUGAUGGUCUUGCUGGCUGUGGAUGUGGAUGGAAUGAAGACUCAGUAUAGUGAAAAGCGGAGGACACAGAACGUCUUGAGGAUAUUCUUGAAUCCACUUCUGGGUGCCCUUGAGAAGCUUAGUACCAAUGCCUACAUGUCCCUGCUGAAGGCUGACCGAUGCCUCCAGUUGCUGCUGAAGCUACUGCACACUGGUGUGUUGAAAUGCUCCUGUCCCCAAGACGAUGAGGUAUUUACUGUUCUUCAGAACUUUGUCAUGUCUACUACAGAGAGCAUUUCUGAAUUUAUUCUCAGAAGACUUACUAUGAAUGAGCUAAAUAGUGUUUCAGAUCUGGAUCGUUGCCAUUUAUACCUGAUGGUGUUAACUGAACUCAUAAACCUCCAUUUGAAGGUUGGGUGGACAAGGAGUAACCCCAUUUGGAGGGUUAUUUCUCCUUUGAAAAAUGCAUCCAUUCGGCAUCUUCAAGAGAUGAAUGGUGGACAGGAACCAACACUUGGGAGUCAGAUUCAGAGAGUAGUUAGUAUGGCUGCCUUGGCUACGGUGUGUGAGGCCACUGACCAGAAACCUGAACUGCAGCUGGAUUCUCUUGAAGCUGGACCCAUGGAAGGAUUCCUCUCCUCUCUUCCACUCAAUCAGACACUGCAGAAGCCCCACACAGAGCAGCAAAACAGUUUUUUUGAAGAAUCAUCAUCUUCCCAAGGAUGGGGGAAAAUAGUUGCACAGUAUAUUCAUGAUCAGUGGGUGUGCCUCUCCUUCCUGUUGAAAAAAUAUCACACCCUUAUACCAACCACAGAAAACGAAAUUCGGGAACUCUUUCUGCCUGCUGUCCAAAUGCCAGUAAGGACUUUGCAGUCUGCACUAGAAGCCCUCACAAUUCUUCCUUCUGAUCAAGUUUUACCAGUGUUCCGUUGCAUGAAAAUUUUGGUUCCCAAGCUUCUGAGCUCCUCUGAAUCUCUCUGCAUAGAGUCUUUUGACAUGGCUUGGAAAAUUAUAUCUUCAUUAAGCAACACUCAGCUGAUAUUCUGGCCUAAUUUAAAAGCUUUCGUUCAACUUGUUUUUGAUAACAAAGUUCUUACCAUUGCUGCAAAAAUGAAGGGCCAGGCAUAUUUAAAAAUAAAAGAGAUUAUGUACAAGAUAAUUGAAAUGUCUGCUAUAAAAACCGGAGUCUUCAAUACAUUGAUAAGUUACUGCUGCCAGACUUGGAUGGUGUCUGCUUCAGACGUGUCCCAAGGAUCUUUAUCAAGUGCUAAAAAUUAUACUGAACUUGUCCUUGAGGCUUGUAUAUUUGGAACUGUGUUUAGGCGUGAUCAAAGACUUAUUCAGGAUGUGCAGACCUUCAUAGAAAACCUUGGACAUGACUGUGCAGCAAAUGUCAUUUUGGAAAAUACUAAAAGAGAAGACCAUUAUGUGAGAAUAUGUGCUGUCAAAUUCCUGUGUGUAUUAGAUGACUCAAAUAUGUCCCAUAAGUUAUUCAUGGAGGAUCUUGCAAUCAAGCUAUUAGAUAAAGAUGAAUUGGUAUCUAAGUCCAAAAUUCGCUACUAUGUGAAUUCUUUACAACACAGAGUGAAAAACCGAAUAUGGCAGACUCUGCUUGUACUUUUCACCAGAUUUGAUCAGAAUUUCUUGAAUGGAAUUAUUGACAGAAUUUUCCAGGCUGGAUUUGUCAACAAUCAAGCAUCCAUAAAAUAUUUUAUAGAAUGGAUUAUUAUAUUGAUUCUUCAUAAAUUCCCUCAAUUUCUUCCAAAGUUUUGGGAUUGUUUUUCUUAUGGUGAAGAAAAUCUUAAAACAAGCAUUUGUACAUUUUUAGCAGUUUUAUCACAUUUGGAUGUCAUUACUCAAAACACGCCAGAAAAGAAACUAAUUCUGAAGCAAGCCCUUAUUAUUGUGCUGCAGUGGUGUUUCAGUCACAACUUCAGUGUUCGACUGUAUGCUUUAGUUGCUCUUAAGAAAAUCUGGAACAUGUGUAAGACGUUGCAUGUUGAAGAAUUUGAUGCCUUGGCGCCGAUUAUCGAAUCCAGUCUCCAUCAAGUGGAAAGCAUGCACGGAGCAGGGAAUGCCAAGAAGAAUUGGCAGCGCAUCCAAGAGCAUUUCUUUUUUGCAACAUUUCAUCCACUUAAGGAUUAUUGUUUAGAGACCAUAUUUUACAUCCUUCCACGCCUCUCUGGCCUCAUUGAAGAUGAAUGGAUCACCAUUGGUAAAUUUUCCAGAUUCACUGACAUUCCUUUAGAUGCGGGAUUUCAGUGGUAUCUUUCUCAAACUCAGCUAAGUGAACUAAAACCAGGUGACUGGUCUCAGCAGGACAUAGAUUCUAACUUAAUCGAAGCAGAGAGUCAAUCAGAGUGGAACGAUGUUCAGAAAAAGAUUAUUCCAUGGAAAAAUAAUGUUCCAGAUUUAGACCUGGAGCUCAUGUUUCAGGAUCGUGCUGCCAAACUUGGAAAGUCAAUUAGUAGACUAAUUGUAGUAGCCUCACUUAUUGAUAAGCCAACCAAUUUAGGAGGUCUCUGCAGGACUUGUGAGGUAUUUGGGGCCUCGGUACUUGCAGUUGGCAAUCUUCAGUGUGUCAGCGACAAACAGUUUCAGCACCUUAGUGUCUCAGCAGAACAAUGGCUUCCUUUAGUGGAGGUAAAACCACCUCAGCUAAUUGAUUAUUUGCAACAGAAAAAAACAGAAGGUUAUACCAUCAUUGGAGUGGAACAAACUGUUAAAAGUUUAGACCUAACCCAGUAUUGCUUUCCUGAGAAAUCGCUACUCUUGCUGGGAAAUGAACGUGAAGGAAUUCCAGCAAAUCUGAUCCAGCAGUUGGAUGUGUGUGUGGAAAUUCCUCAACAGGGUAUUAUCCGGUCGCUGAAUGUUCACGUGAGUGGAGCUCUCCUGAUUUGGGAAUAUACCAGACAACAGCUUCUCAGGCAUGGAGAUACCAAGUCAUGAAGUCUGUGCCUUAUCUCAGAUGAAUCAUCGGUGCUAUUGAAACUUCUUUUUUUUUUUUUUAACUGUUUGGACUAAUAGAUUCUGAAAUUUAUUGGGAUAAUUUAUAUUUCUUCUUUCUUGCAAUUUAAUGCCAAAACAUUUUCAUGUGCCUUAAAUAUGUUACUCUUAUCUUUUUUCUUUAAUAAACACUUUUAGUUAAAUUGUAUUGGCUUCUUUAAUAAAAUAUUUUAAGCAAUUAAAAA
Molecule: messenger RNA, 5993 nt
Organism: Carlito syrichta (Philippine tarsier)
Lineage: Eukaryota; Metazoa; Chordata; Mammalia; Primates; Tarsiidae
Gene: TARBP1
Product: TAR (HIV-1) RNA binding protein 1
Exons: 30
Coding region: 1711-5751 (1346 amino acids)
Biological process (GO): tRNA methylation
Molecular function (GO): RNA binding; tRNA (guanine) methyltransferase activity
Source: RefSeq, a predicted model, not a curated record